Selaginella moellendorffii is the source of this 1482-nucleotide messenger RNA. RefSeq names its product elongation factor Ts, mitochondrial. The record is from RefSeq and is a predicted model, not a curated record. NCBI's taxonomy places the organism in Eukaryota, Viridiplantae, Streptophyta, Lycopodiopsida, Selaginellales, Selaginellaceae. Gene Ontology annotation, cellular component: mitochondrial matrix. Gene Ontology annotation, biological process: mitochondrial translational elongation. The transcript is spliced from 8 exons. Bases 1 to 1362 code for a protein of 453 amino acids. Gene Ontology annotation, molecular function: translation elongation factor activity.
AUGGUCCAAGACCAGCUAUCCCGAAGAAGCUCUCUUGAAGGUGGUAAGGCUGAUACGUUCACGUUUACCAGUUGCAAGCAUGCAUUGCUACAAAUGAGCUUUCUUCACGAUCGAGUGCCCAUUUUAGGGCCUAAAUCGGAUCCAGUUGUGGUAGCAGAGCUUAUCAACUGCUCCAAGGCCCAGAGGCUCGGUCUUGCAAGGAGUGCUUCCGAAGGGACAAAUGAGAUGCAGUGGUGUGGAGUUCUAGAUCAGGCCAUAUCCAAGACGCUCUGGACAUCUUCUCCCAGAUGGAUGCCUAUGCGGAAACUGGCAUGCCUCAGCCAGCGCAAGGCCUCUCAUCAUGCCGCUAAAUCCUUCCUUCUUAAAAACCUCCAUCCUGCUUUCUUUCCUUUUUCUUCUGCGGAUUUCUACGAUGUGGAGAUAAUGCUAAUGUUAAAGGAAGGAAGAAUUAUUUGUUCUUUGGAUUUUUCUAUAGAGGAUGCGUUUACUGAGCUGAGGAAGAAGGGCCUUGCUGCCGCGACGAAGAAAUCUUCUCGUGUGGCUGCGGAUGGAUUGCUUGGACUGGCACACUUCGAGAAAGGUGCCGCGGUCAUAGAGAUUAACAGCGAGACUGACUUUGUUGCUCGAAACGAUCUCUUCCAGAGCCUUGUGCUGUCAGUCGCAAAAGCGGCAUCCACAUUGGAAGCUGUCCAACAAUUUUCUUCUAAACCAGCUGCUCUUGAUUUGCACGAUUUAGAGCUUGUAAAUGUGAAGCUGGAUCACGCAUCAAUCACCAGAGAGCUUUGUGUACGCGACGCAGUCUCGGAAGUUGCCGCUAUCACUGGAGAAAAUGUGAGACUUCGAAGAGCUUUCUAUAUAUCUUCGCAAAGAGGGAUCGUGUCCUCGUAUUUGCACAUGAGUCCGGCAUCAGGCUUAUCUCGGCUCGCGGGGCUCGUUGCGCUCGAGGUUGAAGAUGAUCAAGAAGGCUCGCAUUCGGAAACACUGAAAAGCUUGGGCUCGUCUCUUGCAAUGCAUGUUGUUGCUGCAAGGCCUCUGUUUUUGUCUAAGGAACUCGUGGACUCUGAAGUACUGGAGCAUGAGCGGAACAUCUGCAAAGCACAGGCCUCGACUGCUGGAAAGCCAGAGAACGUCGUCCAGAAGAUGGUCGAAGGCAGGCUUGCCAAAUACAUGGAAGAGGUUGUUCUUCUGGAGCAGAAGUACGUUGCAGACGAAACGAAAUGGAUCAACGUUCUGCUAAAAGAGACGUCCAAAGAAAUCGGGAAGACGGCCAAGAUCGAGGGAUUCCUGCGAAUAGAAGUCGGGGAGGGGAUCGAAAAGCUUGAAAAGGACUUUGCUGCCGAGGUUGCUGCUGCAGCACGAUGACAGGUUCGAUAUUCAAAACAAGUAGGUGGUUUUAUUCGAAUCAAAUCAAUUGCCAAAGACGCUGGCACAUUAUCUCGAGGACAAGAUGCAAUGAAAUAACGAAUUGGAAGGUACUUCUUU